Molecule: messenger RNA, 5676 nt
Organism: Notolabrus celidotus (New Zealand spotty)
Lineage: Eukaryota; Metazoa; Chordata; Actinopteri; Labriformes; Labridae
Gene: znf148
Product: zinc finger protein 148
Exons: 7
Coding region: 36-2624 (862 amino acids)
Biological process (GO): regulation of transcription by RNA polymerase II
Molecular function (GO): DNA-binding transcription factor activity, RNA polymerase II-specific; RNA polymerase II cis-regulatory region sequence-specific DNA binding
Source: RefSeq, a predicted model, not a curated record
CGCACUGUUUCUCACUCACCAACCUUAACCACUAGAUGGCGACAAACAAGAAUUAUCAUGCCUUCAUGAAAUGUGAUGGUGUAUUUGAUUAUUCCGCACACCAUCAUUACACUGUAGUCUUGCUUAACAAUCAUGACAGCUAUACGGGUUUAAGACGCAAAGCAGACUCAAGAACUACUCUAUGUAAGAUGAAUACUGAGGACAAGUUGGAGGGCAUGAUGCUGAAGUGCAGCAGUGGAGGAAUAGAUGGAGGAGGGAGAGUCGGGCUGGUCGGCGGUGGACUGGUGGUGAUGACUCUCGGGGAACGAUCGCUGGCGAACCAUCCUCUGUUGGCCGAGGACGAAGACGAUGAAGACGAGGAUGAGGACUUGACGGAGAGCUCGCUGGUUACACAUGAUCUGGUCCCCCCUGAGCAGCUGAUGAUGCAGGAGGAGAUGACAAAGAAUGGAGGAAGUGGAGAAGAAGAGGGAGGAGGCGAGGUGGGAGUGCAUUUCCCCCUUAAACCCAACAAUAAGUUGCCCUGCUUGCUUCAUAUGCCACUGAGCAUCAAGCAGGAAAUGAAGCUGUCUGAGUCAGUGGGCCAGAUCAAGAAGGACAAAAAAGGAGGGAAGGACUUGAUGGUGUGUCCCAAGAAGAAAAAAAGGAAGCAGCGUUCACCAGCAAAGAUCCUCAGCAUCAAUGAUGAUGGUUCAUUGGGGAUACAAAACCCCAAGUGUCACGUCUGUGUUCACUGUAAUGCUGCAUUCAGAACCAACUACCAUCUACAGAGGCAUGUCUUCAUUCACACCGGGGAGAAGCCUUUUCAGUGCAGCCAGUGUGAUAUGCGCUUCAUUCAGAAAUAUCUUCUCCAGAGACAUGAGAAAAUCCAUACAGGUGAAAAGCCUUUUCGAUGUGAUGAGUGUGGAAUGAGGUUUAUCCAGAAGUACCACAUGGAGAGACACAAGAGGACUCAUAGUGGAGAGAAGCCUUACCAAUGUGACUACUGUCACCAGUACUUCUCCAGAACAGACCGGGUUUUAAAGCACAGACGAAUGUGUCACGAGAACAGAGAGAGAAAGACCAACAAGGCAGCUGGUAAAGUUGGGCCUCUACGUGAAGCAGAUUCUUUCGGCCUUCCUUUUCUUGCCAAAGAUUGUUCACUGCCCAAGAAAAAGCGCCAAAAGUGUUCGGACAAGAGUUCAGGCGCUCCAACCACUGCUCAGGCAGAUGGGAACACUGUGGCUGUAACAGAAACGGAGAAGGAGGAGCAGAGACAGAAUAAAAUCGAAGGUCUACCUCUCUAUGCUGUGCCCUCCAAAGUCAAACAUGAGUAUGUUAUUGCAGACUACUCAGUGGAGCUUCCUGAAGACACGGCCAGUCAACACCAAGAGGACGAAGUGUCCUCGGAAGAUGCAACUCCUCCGAAACUGGUCCUGAAGAAAGUCCCCAAGAGGACUCUGAAACAGUCCAGUGAACCAACUCCUCCCUGCCUCUCCACUUUGUCUUCCUUUGAGGAGAAUACUAAGGUCACACAGUACACCUUUGAAAUCGUAGACAAGCAAGGCCUUUUAGAAGUCGAAAACAACACUGAGCUGGAGUCAGUCGAAGCUCUUCAAGGACCAACAAAGCCAGCAGCCAGCAGCACAAACUACGACGACGCCAUGCAGUUCCUCAAGAAGAAACGCUAUCUUCAAGCUGCAAUGGCUAAUAACAGUCGGGAUUACGGCCUGAACACGAGCAGCAUUUCUUCUCAGCCGCCUGUUACGCAAACUGUGGUGUCAACAGUCAUUGAUGAGACUGUCCCUGCCACCAUUCUGGAGCCACAGCCCAUCAACACGGAGAUUAAAACCACACACGACAAGAACGUUCUGCCGGACGAGGUUCUUCAGACGCUGUUGGAUCAUUACUCCAACAAAGCCAACGGGCAGGCAGACAUCUCCUUCAGCGUGGCCGACACAGAGGUGACGUCAAGCAUAUCCAUUAACUCCUCAGAUGUUUCAGACAGCAGCCCCGGGGAGAGCCUCGGCCCCUCCACUGCGCAGGCUCAGCCAGCUACAGAGAAAGUCAGCCUCUUGCAGGAAUACUCCAAGUUUCUCCAACAAGCUCUGGAGAGGACGAGCCAGAACGACAGCUACCUGACCAGCCAGAGCCUCAGCCUGGUCUCCGAGAACCCCACCUUAGCCGGACAACCUCUGUUCUCCACCGAGAAACAGUUUCCUUCCCCCAGCAGGUUCAAAUCAGGGAUGAGCUCUCCACUAAGGUCCACUUUAGAGAAACCUCACUUCGGAUUACUGGUCGGGGACUCCCAGCACUCAUUUUCAUUUUCAGGUGACGAGACCACCCCUCCCUCCGCAGUGUCCCCAGCUGACGAAGACUUUCUGGAGCAGGUCUCACCCUCAAAAAAGACAGACUCUCCGCAAGGCAUACUGCAGACUUUUCAGAUUAGCUCCUUUGAUCAGAACUUCAAAUCUCACUUCCAGACUUCAAGAUCUGGGUCCUCCUCUCAGUUUACUGUUGCCAAUGGACAAUUAAGUCUCCGAGGUCACAGCACAGACUUCUCAGAGUUCCCAUUAGUCAGAGUCAACGAGACCAGAUCUCAACUGAACUCCUCCCCUGAUGUUACAUCCAGUGAAACCUUUGGCUGAAGGGAGCAGAGGAAGAAAUCACUUCUGUUAAUAAUUUCAGUGGCACUUUAUCUCAUGUCUCCUUUUUUUGCCAAAACAUUGUCCCGUCGCAACUAUGUGCUCUUUCUCAUAACAUAAUGUUAUAAAAAUGUUUGUUUGUUUUUCCUUUUUUUGUGCAUCUUCACAAAAUGGAAAUACUGAAAAAGUAUAACGUAUUUUUAGCACUUCCCCUUUAAAAAUUGAACUGCAGAUGUGCAUGGGUAUAUUUCUUGAUUGAGAAUGUGCAUUGAGAGAUUAAGCGACCAAAGUGUAAUGCAAGAGAUCAAGGAAAAUAUUCUUUCAUAUUAACGCCACAGAGUUUUAUUUGUCAAUCAUUUUGCCUUGCAUGAAAAAUGAUCAAGUCACUCUUGCUGCUUAUUGAAUCAUUUCCCUUCCACUGAAGUAUAGGCCCUGUCUUUAAAUGCCUCUUACUGUAUCUACCUCCUCUCGAUGUUAAUCUGGCUAGAUUAUACUCACUCCUCCUAGGUCCUUUUACUCUAGAUGUGUUCAAUUGUCUCCUACGAAACCUGAUGAUUAGAUCAUAACAUAUUCUUCACUUUAUGUCAAAGUCACUUUUGUGCACCUUAAAUGGGUGUUUCGACAUGAGAUGUGUCAUAAAUGCGUGUUAAUCUCCCUCUUAAAGAUUGGGCUGAAAAUGGUUGUUAGUUUUACCAAAAAGAAGAAACAAAAGAUCUUCAUUUCUAAAUGUAUAAAUCAUUUAUGGUUAUGUAGAUAAUGUAUCCCCUUGAUGAAUUUAUCAGCACUUUUUUUAUAAAUCUGACUGCAGUCCAAGACGGGCUGUGGAAUCAAAAAGUCUGUAUUGUACUACUUGUUAAAGUUUUACCCCGCUACUCUUUGCCCCCCACUUAAAAAGAAAGGAUUGGUAUGUCCUGGCUGCAGGCAUGUAAUGUUUGCAGGAUAAUUCUUACUUUACUUCUAAGUAUAACAGAGAGUUGUAGUGAAAUGACUUAAGAGGAUUGUGCUCAUUUUUCUGCACAAUUUGCACAUUUUUCACUACAGAGAAUGUAGUGUGUAUUUUCAGUGGAGGAAUCUUAUAUCACCUUUAUUUUAAAGUCAAGGUUUGUCUCAUGAGACGACCCCUUGUAUCAGAUGUGGAUCAUGUGAAAUCACAGAUGAUAUUCCUUGCGAUUGUUGUGGCUGCAGUUUUUUAGAUGGUUGUUUCUCUGAAAUUCACGAGUUAAGAGGAAACAUCGAUGGAAUUACUCGUAGACGCCCUUUGUGUAGACUAAAACAAAAGUUCAAUGGAGGCUGUGUUAUGAAAGAAGUGAACAUGAGGGUUUUGGUUUUCCUGUUUUGUUAAUUUUGCAUCUGUGCCUUUCAGUUUUUUUAUUCCACUUUCUUUCUCUCAUUCCUGUAUUUUUUUUCUUUGUCAAUGCUCUGAUGCUACUUUUUCCUCUUGCACAAUAACAGCAAACAUAUAAGCUAUCAACCUAUUCAGUCUGUAAUACUUUGAGACCUGGAAGCAUAUUUAAUUUUGUCUAUCCUAUUUUAUUAUUGUCAGAUUUGAAGAAACAGCUCCACCUGUAACCCUCAAACUUUUAUCUGUGCUUAAAAGGAAAAGGCAUUUCAUUGAUCUUGCUGCAGUUUGUAUGAUUACAGAAAGAAAUGUUUCAGUUACAUGCUUUUUGGAAAGUUACCCUUAUUCAUCUAAGAUUCAGUCGUAAGCCACAUCUGUCCAAGCCUGAAAAAAUGCAAUAGAGUGGAGUUUCUUCAUCACAUUGUUGAUUCUUUCUAUGUGUAUGUCUGUGUGAUGUCUUAGGUGCUAUUGUGUAAAACACUGUUUUGAUAUGGGCCAUUUAAUUAGGAUUUUGAUAACAGAUGUUAAGAUCCCUCUUGUUACAAUUCUACUGACAAUCAGGGACAGACGCCCACAUUAAUCAUUGAAGACAUUAUUUUCACUCAAAGAUCAUUCCCAAUAAGAUCAAUUCAAAUAUCCUACUGUAAAUACAUUGUAUAUUUUUAUGUUCUGAGAAGUACUGUUAGAUCUUUGUGUCAAUAGAGAGACAAGUCUUGUGCUAGAGACACUUUUUGUCAGUGAAAGACACAUUCAUUAAUUUCCCAGCAUUAAUCACACUCAACAAUGAAAUCAGAUGUGGCUUUCUGAGGUUUGUAUAUAUCCCACCGCUGUUAUCAGAAACAUUUCUUUGACGGUUUUAUUAACGACUGGUUAAAGUGAGUUGUUUGUAUGUAAGGUAAUGCAGUUAUUAUGGGAUUUACUGUGUACAACUGUUGGUAAUGAAAAGCCCCUAAACCCAGAACAAUGCAGGUUUUUGCUUUGUGAUAAUUCUCCUGAACUGAAGUGGUCGGCUUGAUUUGUUAUUUUAUGCUUGUAAUAUUUCACUUGCUAUCCAUUUCCUCGUAAAGCAAUGAUUGAAAGCACACAGCAGAAGAGUCAUUCUGUCUCUUUGAACUGAAUCCCAUGAAUGGUUCAUGUACGUUUAAAUUAAAUGAAUUGAAAAUGCAAAACUGUUCAAGGAGAUUCAUGAAUAACCCGGACAGCACCAUUUCUUUUCUUGAAUUAACUGUUGUCAGUAACCUGGCCAUAAGUGUCCUUGUAUAAGCUAGAAAAAAAAUAUUUGUUUUGUGUAAAAAUAUCUGAAUUAUGAAUUUUUUGAUAAGAACUAUUUUUGAAACAUGUCAUUUAAGGCACUGAAAUGUACAGUAUAUCGUAUACAGUCACUAUUACUACCCUCAUUUAUCUCUGUACAAGUCGUUUGUGUCAAGAUCUUUCAAAUGCAGAGGGGAGUCCUCUUCUUAAGUCUGAACUUCCUGCUUUACUAGAAGCUCAGCCUUAGGUUAGACAGUAAGGUUUAUUUGCAUGGUCUCUAACUUGUUCGGUCGAGUGAACUUGUUUUAAGAAUAAUGUGCAGCUUUAAUUGUAGCUGAUUAAUUUCAGUCAAGUAACCCAUUUGAUUAGAUUUUUUGCUAUAUAUUAUGAUUUGUAAACAAUCUGAUUAAAUUGUUGUUUUGAUUGUUGUGUGUCAUGUCCUUAUAAAUAAAAUAAUUCACAGUA